AUAUAUAUAUGGAGAGUAGUGGAUGCAAAGAAAACAGCAGGCAAGAGAAAAUGACCACUGCUCGGUUUAUCAAGUGUGUUACGGUCGGAGAUGGCGCAGUCGGGAAGACUUGCAUGCUCAUUUCUUACACUAGCAAUACUUUUCCAACCGAUUAUGUUCCGACUGUAUUCGACAACUUCAGCGCAAAUGUGGUUGUCGACGGGAGCACAGUGAACAUAGGCCUUUGGGAUACCGCAGGGCAAGAAGAUUACAACAGGCUAAGGCCUCUGAGUUACAGAGGAGCUGAUGUGUUUUUAUUGGCCUUUUCUCUAAUCAGCAAAGCCAGCUAUGAAAACAUAUACAAGAAGUGGAUUACCGAGUUACGGCACUAUUCUCCGUACGUACCAAUUGUACUCGUGGGAACCAAAAUGGACUUGAGAGAAGAUAAGCAAUUUUUAAGCGACCAUCCUGGUGCAGCCCCUAUAACAAAUUUGCAAGGUGAAGAAUUGAAGAAGAUGAUUGGAGCAAUAGCUUAUAUUGAAUGUAGUGCAAAAACUCAGCAGAAUGUGAAAGCCGUAUUCGAUACUGCAAUAAAAAUCGUUCUACAACCACCGAAAAAUGCGAAGAAAAAGCCCCGAAAGUCUCGAAGAUGCACUUACCUUUAAAAUUCAAUAAUAUGUAUAUAUAUUUUUCGCGAAUCACAAUUUUCAUAUAUUUACUAAAAAAUAUUAUAUCCUGUAAUUUUUGAUACACUGCAAUUAAAAAAUCUUGUAAUUUUUUUUUUUUUGAAUUUUAAUAGUUAAUUUGAUGAGGAAUAAUAGUUUCACAGUUUUUAUUUCAACUGGACCACUUCAUCUUGGGG
Messenger RNA from Erythranthe guttata (spotted monkey flower), 841 nucleotides. RefSeq names its product rac-like GTP-binding protein RAC2. Gene Ontology annotation, molecular function: GTPase activity; GTP binding. Gene Ontology annotation, biological process: small GTPase-mediated signal transduction. The record is from RefSeq and is a predicted model, not a curated record. Lineage: Eukaryota; Viridiplantae; Streptophyta; Magnoliopsida; Lamiales; Phrymaceae.